CAAUUUCGACCGUUGUAACGUCCCAAAAACAAAGGGCCAUGAUUCAAAAAAGUUUGCUUUUUUUUUAUCUUUCCCUUCUUCUUCUACUACUAGUAACCGUUGGCUCUCUAGCAACUGCAAAUCCUUAAGAUCAUCUCCUUCUUCUCAUCUCAAAGUCAUUAGUCUCUUCUCCAAUCCAAACACCCAGUUCUUGAAAUUUUCUGAAUUGCUCGUUCUUGAUCAAUUAGGUCGACAAAAAUGGCAGCUUUAGCACCUGGAAUCCUUCAAAAACUAAUCGACGGUAUGAAAACAGGAAUCAAACCAACCAGAGAGCACCGGAGCUCUAUGUUACAAGUCACGGAUAUCGUCCCCAUCGGUCUCGACGAGAAGUCACUGGAGCCUAAACAAGGGUUUCUCAUCAAAGUCUCUGAUUCCUCUAACUCGAUCUACGUCUCUCUUCCUUCGGACCAAGACGACGCUGUUCUCAGCAACAAGCUCCAGCUUGGUCAGUUUAUCUACGUUGAUCGCCUCGAACCUGGAUCCCCUGUUCCUGUUAUAAAAGGCGCUAAGCCAAUCCCUGGUCGACACCCGUUGCUCGGGACGCCGGAGCCGUUGAUGAUGGGUUUGAAAGGAAAAGCCGAACAAGAGACUGUGUCGAAGCCGAGAAGAGGGUCUUGGGGACAAAACGUCGACGUUUCGUCUCCGUUCGUUGUGAAACCAAUGCCAUUGGAUUUUGAACAUUCCACGCCGGCGAAGAGGUCUGCUUCAGCUAGAUUCGCGGCGUCUCCGAUCAGAAGAGGACGCGGAGUGAGAUGCUCUUUCGGCGGAGGGGUUUUAGGGAGAAUGGAAGGUGGUGAGAAUCCGGCGACGGCGAUGCUGAGGAAGAGUUGUGCUGUUCCGUCGGCUUCGAAGUUUCCGAGAAGUAGAAGUGUUUGUGAUAGAGAGACCAAAACGAAUAAUAAUACAUCAGCUUCUCUUCUUAUUAGUCCUUUCAAAUUCUCUUUAGAGUCUCAAGAAGAUGUUGUUGUUCCCUUGUCCACCUCGAAGAGGUCGACUUCCUUAAGACAGGAAAUGAUUAAACCUGAGAAAGACACUAAUCUGCUAGGAAGGCUCAACACACUCAGCAAGGAAGCAACUCAGCUUCGGGAGACAGCUCAGAAGAUUGCACUUCAGGCAUUGCGCGAGGCUACAGCUACGGAAACAGUUGUCCGUCAUAUCAAGACGUUUGCUAAUCUGAGCAAAUCAGCCAAAGCUGAAUCCCCCUCUGCGUGCUUUGAGAAAUUCAUGCAGUUUCACCAGGAGAUGGCACAAACUGUAACCGAAAUCACAUCCAUUGAAGCAGAGAACAAGUCACAGAACAACAAAAACACAAGAACCGAGACUCAGAAACCAAGAGAAGAAGAGUCUUGUUCAAUCCUGCAUGAAAUAGCGUAUAAUUCAAUCGAUCAGGAGAAAAGGAGAUCAAAGAGGCGGAUUAUUCUGAAGCAGCAGAGUGAAGGGUCAUUAAGAUCAAAUGAUGAGAACAAGAACCCAGCUUGUGGAGGGAUAGGCAACACGAUCAGGUUGGCAAAGGAGAUUGAGGACGAAGCUGCAAACUGGUUCAUGGACUUCAUCGAAAUGGCUCUGGAGAAAGGUAUGAAGAAAUCUAAAGGCCCUGAUGAUGAUGCAGACGUUAAGAAAGUACCACCAUCUCUGAUUCUCAGUGUUCUAAACUGGAUUGAAGUCGCACAGUCUGAUAGCAACAACAACAACAAGAGACGUGCAUGCCAUCCAAAAGCAUCAAAAAUCACUAGAAAGCUCAGAAUUAAAUUGAAGAAUCCUUGAACCACUUACACUUUAAUGAAUACACUGAAUCCACGUUGUAGCCUUUUUACAGCUUACAAGUCUAUUGUGUUCUUGGUGUAAAAAAAGGAAUUUCACAUAUUACUGAAGUAAAAGGAAUAUUUCACAUAU
Messenger RNA from Camelina sativa (false flax), 1932 nucleotides. RefSeq names its product protein CORTICAL MICROTUBULE DISORDERING 5-like. Lineage: Eukaryota; Viridiplantae; Streptophyta; Magnoliopsida; Brassicales; Brassicaceae. The record is from RefSeq and is a predicted model, not a curated record.